Messenger RNA from Hemisphaericaspora subhashii, 897 nucleotides. RefSeq names its product lysophosphatidic acid acyltransferase. The coding region runs from base 1 to 897 and encodes 298 amino acids. NCBI's taxonomy places the organism in Eukaryota, Fungi, Ascomycota, Pichiomycetes, Serinales, Debaryomycetaceae. The record is from RefSeq and is a predicted model, not a curated record. The transcript has a single exon.
AUGGAAAAGUUCUCAUCUUGGAGAGAUAAAGCAACUGGGAUAUCCCCAUUCAUGCCAAAUCAAUUCCCAUUAGUACAAGAAAAAUCUCCAAUCAAAAAAUGGACAAAAAUAAUUCUUAAAUCACCAAUAUUUGUCCUCAAAUUCCCAUUCUUUUUACUUAUAUCCUUAUUAUAUUCAAUCUUAGGACUUCCAAUAUUAUUGAAAUUCAUCAUUAGAUUCUUAUUUGGAUUUAAUCGAAUUGAUUUUUCCGUGGAUGGAGUUAAGAAAUCUCAAACGGAUAAAUUGAACAGUUUUAAACCUCAUCCAAAUGAUAUAAUUGUUGCUAAUUAUAUAAGUCCACUUGAUGGUUAUUUCUUUGCUAUGUUGAGCAAUUACUCUAAGAUUGUUAUAUUGGUGCCGGAUAAGAAGGGGGACUUGUAUCAACAUACUCCAAGAUCAUUAUUUAAUCAUUGUUUUACUUAUGACAUUGGGAAACAACCAUUAGUUGAAGAUUUAUCAACCCUAAAGGAUAAAAUUGUGUUUUUAUUAUUAGAAGGUACUCCAUCUAAUAAUAAAUCAGUAUUACCAUUUAUAAAAUUGAAUUCAAGAUAUAAAUUUGAUGAAAAUUUUAAAAUUAAAUCAUUAAUUUUGAAAAUUAUACCAAAUUAUUUUACAUUACCAAUUGGCUAUAUUGGAAAAUUUCAAUAUUUAUUUCAAUUAUUAACAAAUUUAUCAAAAAAUAGCUUAAUUAGAUUCAAAAUUUAUAAAUAUUAUAAUUUUGAUUUAACUGAAAUUAGAUGUUCUUAUGAAUUGAAUUCACUUAGUUUAAUUAAUCAAGAUUUGAAUUUAGAUUCCAAAGAAAAGUUUAUAAAUUACUAUUUUGAUCAUUCUGUUAAUAAGACGAAGAAGAAUGUUUAA